Molecule: messenger RNA, 1644 nt
Organism: Miscanthus lutarioriparius
Lineage: Eukaryota; Viridiplantae; Streptophyta; Magnoliopsida; Poales; Poaceae
Source: the annotation of a GenBank genome assembly
AUGGCGACGACUCCUGCCAGUGGCGGCGAGCUUUCCAUCUCAGUGGAGGCCACGGCGCACGCGGACCCUGCCGGUGCCGAGGUGCAGCAGAGCGAGAGCCGCAGUGCCGACGCGGUGAGGAGGAAGCUGAAAACUCUGAAUAAGAAGUGGGCGGGCAACGCUGCCGGCACUCUGGCCUCCAUUUGGGCCACUGUGGUCUUGCUUGGCGGGUUCUGCUCUCUGCUGAUCCGCGUGGAUUUCUGGUUUGCCACGGUCAUGGUCUUCAUGGAAGGCUCCAGCUGGUGCGUUCCUCGAACUACUACUACACAUGCAUCACCGCAAAGAUCCAAGACAUCCAAGCAUGAUACGCUGGCUUCCCUGAAAGCUACCGGGUUAGCUUUUGCAUGGCUAUUCGGAACUAUGCUUCUGACAGUGCUGGCCUGUCGAAUCAUGUCCUGUUUACCAUCUAUGAGAAAUCCCAUACCGCUGCUUCGCUUUAAGAUCUUCAUUGCCUCAGCCUUGGCAUGUCUGCCCUUCCUCCAAGCAACACUAGCUUCUUAUUACAGAUACUUGAGCAUAUCGGUCGCUAUAACGCUACUAAUGGUUAGCAACGAAGUGUUUUGGGGAGCAGAUCACGAUGAUGAUAGCUCCUCGGGGACAUCGGAGCAAAACAACAAUAGCUCUCCAGAGACAGAGACCUUGGAAAAAGAUAGUAGCUCAUCCUGCUGUGGCCUCUUCUUGCAGAUCGUCGAAACAAUCCUGCCCAUACUCUUCUUUUGGAGCGUGAUGUUCCCAUUACCUGGCAUAUCCGUCUCCCUUGCGAUAUCAUUCUAUAUGUUGUUCUCGGUGACAGCAGGAAUGCUGAUCGCCAACUUGCAGAUCCCAGUGGCACUCCUGCAGAAGAGAAAGAGAAAGAGAAAUACACACCCAGCCUCGACCUUCGAGAGCUUCGCCAUCCAGUCCCUUGGCUGCACCUCAAGCCAUGAAUUGCAAAUUGUUGGGCUGCGGAUUCUCGACAACAGCCUGCAACGAGGUGACUCCGAAUCCAAUAAGAAGCUCAUUACAGAAAUAGUCAAAGAUGCGAAAAACAUCAUCACUAAUAUCAUAGGGCUUAUCAGCUGCUAUCUCACCGUCGAGGAAAACAGUGGUGGCCGUGGCCUACAGCAUCAGCAUCACAAAAAAACGAUGAUAGAGCAGAUGGAACAGCAUCACAAAAAAAGGACAGAGCAGAUGGAAGUGGCACGAUUGUGUUUUGAGUUUGUGAGGACGAUUGCUAUCAACGGUGGGAAACUUAGCGCAAGGUUUCGCAAGGAGCUGUCGGAGAACCCCUUCUUUCUGGACAGCCUCGAUCGUAUCUUGAACUUUUGGGGCUGGCGAGUAGAUGACCUACGGGAGCAGGUGAUGGGUAUAGUAGCAGCGCUGGCCGUGGAUGAGGCUGCAAGGAAGGAGAUUGGGAGCAACCAAUCCAUUAUUCCCAAUUUGAUGCAUGAAUUUGAGCUUGAGCCCAGCAUGCUCACCCCCAAGGCUCCCACCCUCCCGACGGCGGCUGCUGCUGCGGCGGAAGGUGUGGAUACGGCUGGUACCCUGACCCUCCCGACGGCUGCUGAUGCGGCGGAAGUUGUGGAUACGGUUGGUGCCACGACCCUCCCGACGGCGGCUGCUUAG